Molecule: messenger RNA, 4021 nt
Organism: Dioscorea cayenensis subsp. rotundata (Guinea yam)
Lineage: Eukaryota; Viridiplantae; Streptophyta; Magnoliopsida; Dioscoreales; Dioscoreaceae
Product: type II inositol polyphosphate 5-phosphatase 15-like
Exons: 11
Coding region: 192-3719 (1175 amino acids)
Biological process (GO): phosphatidylinositol dephosphorylation
Molecular function (GO): protein binding; phosphatase activity
Source: RefSeq, a predicted model, not a curated record
UAGAGGCUCAGCACCGAUGGCUAUCGCGGGGCUUUCCCGCCCGCAAGCCUCGCGCUUUCCCCGGCGCUCCCCUCUCUUUCCCAGAUUUCCUCCCUCUCCCUCUGCUUCUCUCCAAAAUAAACCAACAAUUCUACUCUCCAUUCCCCUCCCCUCUCCUGCCCUUCUCCUAAUCCCUCCCAUCCUAUUCAAUCAUGGACGAUCGAAUCAUCGACGACGACGACGGCCAUCUCUCCGACCCCGCUACCGUCCCCUCCUCCAAGCCCCGCAACUCAGCUCCUGAGCAUCCUCGCCGCCCAAUGUCCCACAGCCAACCCCUCGUCGUCCGUGAUCCCGCCUACGCCCUCAGCAACAGUGCUAAGCGCAACGCUCUCCGUAAGCACUCCCUCGACGAUGAUCGCAUCCUCCCCCCUGAAUCCUCUCCCUCCUCAUCCUCCAAUCCCUUCUGCGUCGACACGCCGCGCUCUUACUCCUACUCCCACUACAUUCCUCCCCAUCUCCCCUCCCCUGGCCGCCCUAACCCCGCCUCUCUCUCCAGUGGCGAGCCUAAUGGAUCCCCUGUCGCCGAGCUUUCCGAGUUCCUCGUCCCCCCUGGUGCCCUCCCGGAGUUCAUCGGUCGCGGCGGUGGCACCGGCAUUUUCAAACCCCCUCUUCGCGCUCCCACGCUCCCUAACCGCCCCCCUCCUCUGGAGAUUCGGCCUCAUCCCUACCGCGAGACCCAGGUGAAUUCCUUCCUUAGGACCAUUGCUUACGCCCCAUCGCAGCUCUGGGCCGGGCACGAGUCCGGUGUCCGUGUCUGGGAGCUUGAAGAUGUCUACAAGGCCUGGGACGAUAAGGAUGGAGGGUUUUCGGGUUUCAAUGUGAAGAGAGGGGAUGAGCAGAGCGCUCCGUUCCGCGAGUCCUGUUGCCCGACGACCCCCACGCUUUGUUUGGUGGUCGAUGCUGCGAAUAAGUUUGUGUUUACUGGGCAUAAGGAUGGCAGGAUUCGCGUGUGGAUGAUGGAGCUGAGCAUGGCUGUGCAGCAAGAGAGUGCAGCGGAAAAGGUAGUGAAUGGUGUUGAUUUCAUUGCCACCACGAAUAAUGUGGGUAAGACUACCAAUGGUGAUGGUGUUUCCAGCUUCACUGAGGUGUUGGCCUGGGUUGCACAUCGCAGUGCAGUCCUCUCAAUGGCGAUCUCUGCAAAUGGUGAAUUAUGGUCAGGAUUUGAAGGAGGAGUUAUUAAGGUUUGGCCUUGGGAAGCCAUUGAAAAAUCCCUCUCUAAGGGUAGUGAGAUAGUUGAGAGGUCUUAUAUGGACCUCAGGAACCUAAACAAUGUUGGAGGUGUUUGUGCCUUGCCAGCUGCUGAUAUAAAAUAUUUGUUAUCUGAUCAUUGUAGAUCAAAAAUGUGGAGUGGAGGUUACCAAACUUUUGCAUUGUGGGAUUCUCGUUCAAAAGAACUUCUGAAAGUCUUUGCCCUAGAUGGCCAAGUUGAGAAUCGGGUUGAUAUGCCGUCAGACAAUGAUCCUCAUGUAGAUGAUGAGAUCAAGAUAAAGCUUGUUCCCUCUUCAAAGAAAGAGAAAUCACAAGGUUCUCUGAGCUUUUUUCAACGUUCAAGGAAUGCACUUUUCGGAGCAGCUGAUGCUGUUCGGAGAGCCGCAGCGAAGGGAGCAUUUGGAGAGGUUUACCGUAGAGUAGAAUCAAUGGUAAUGGCAAUGGAUGGAAUGAUUUGGACUGGUUGCUCUAAUGGCACACUUGUUCAGUGGGAUGGGAGCGGUAAUCGGAUUCAGGAAAUUCAGCAUCUUAUGUCAUCUGCUAAGUGCCUCUGUGCCCAUGGAACAUGUUUAUGGGCAGGUUAUGCAAAUGGCACUGUUCAGGUUUUGGAUCUCAAAGGGAAAUUGGUUGGAGGGUGGGUUGCCCAUAACAGUCAAGUUAUAAAGAUGGAUAUUGGUGGUUCUUAUGUCUUUACAUUGGCUAACCAUGGUGGUGUUCGUGGGUGGAACCUUGCAUCACCUGGCCCUCUUGACAGUAUAUUGCGAUCUGAGUUGUCCAAUAAAGAGAUUUCAUAUACAAAAUUAAAAAAUUUUAAAAUUUUGGUUGGUACUUGGAAUGUUGGACAAGGAAGGGCAUCUCAUGAAUGUCUAACAAUGUGGCUGGGAAGCACAGCUGCAGAUGUUGAUGUGGUUGUUGUUGGAUUGCAAGAGGUAGAAAUGGGUGCAGGUUUUCUUGCAAUGGCUGCAGCUAAGGAAACAGUAGGAUCACUAGAGGGUAGUAGUAAUGGAAAUUGGUGGUCAGAUGCAUUAGGGAAGGUGCUGGAUGAAGAUGACUCCUUUGUGCGUGUUGGUUCUCGGCAGUUGGCAGGAUUGCUUCUCACUGUAUGGGCUAGGAAAACUCUUAGGCCUUACAUGGGUGAUGUCGAUGCAGCAGCUGUACCAUGUGGGUUUGGUCGUGCAAUUGGUAAUAAGGGAGCUGUAGGUUUGAGAAUGAGAAUCUAUGACCGGAUAGUGUGCUUUGUAAACUGUCAUUUUGCUGCACAUCUGGAGGCGGUUAACCGGCGCAAUGCUGAUUUUGAUCAUGUUUAUCGUAAUAUGACUUUCACCCGAUCAUCCAAUUCUCAAGCUUCAGCAGCUAUAUCCUCUUCGUCAAGUCACCAUCGUGGAGCAAAUGCCAAUGGAACUCAAUUUGAUGAUGGUAGACCUGAAUUAUCAGAAGCGGACAUGGUUGUAUUUCUUGGUGAUUUCAAUUAUCGGCUUCACAGCAUUACAUAUGACGAAGCAAGAGACUUUGUUUCUCAAAGGAUGUUUGAUUGGCUUAGAGACAGAGAUCAACUUCGAGCAGAAAUGAAAUCUGGCAAGGUCUUUCAAGGAAUGCGUGAGGGUCUAAUUAGAUUUCCUCCUACAUACAAGUUUGAAAGACAUCAAGCUGGUUUAGGAGGAUAUGAUUCUGGUGAGAAGAAGCGAAUCCCUGCUUGGUGUGAUAGAAUUUUAUAUCGUGACAACCGCCUUACUCCAGUGUGUGAAUGCUCGUUAGAAUGCCCUAUCGUUUCUUCAAUUUCUGAGUAUGAUGCUUGCUUGGAGGUCACUGGCAGUGAUCACAAACCUGUCAGGUGCAUCUUCAAUGUUGAAAUGGCACAUAUAGAUGAGUUAAUAAAGCGCCAAGCUUUGGGAGAUAUUAUUAACUCAAAUGAGCAAGUGAGAUCCAUGCUCAAUGAAUAUAAUAACAUUCCUGAAACUGUUGUUAGCACAAAUGACAUCAAGCUACAAAAAGGAGAAGUCCCUCUCCUACAAAUUACAAACAACAGUGAAAAGGACAUCUCUGUUUUCUGCAUCAUUUGUGAAGGCCAAUUUACAGUUAAGGAGGAAAAACAAGCCUCUGAGCUUCGUCCCAGAAUUUCUUUUGGCUUCCCUCAAUGGAUAAAGGUCAGUCCUGCAGCUGGCAUAAUCAAGCCUUUGAAUACCAUAGAUGUAUCUGUGCAUCAUGAUGAUUGCCAUAACAUGGAGGAGUUUGAAGAUGGAAUCCCCCAUAAAUGGUGGGUUGAAGAUACUAGGGACAAAGAAGUGAUUUUAUUGGUAAAUUAUGUGGGCAGUUCUUCAGGUGAGAGCAGAAGCCACAGGAUUCAUAUUCACCACUGCUGCACAACUAAGAGUGAAUCAAAAGAGCAUAAAAAGUCUAAACCAAAACCCGAGUAUUUAGUGCUUGGUGGUUCGUCAGAGGUGCUUAACUCCAGCCAAAUGCGUUGCCAUUGAAAGGAGAUGUACUGGAAGAGUUGAAGAAGGUGAGGAAUCAUUCAUUCUUCUGUUCAAGCAAGCAUCUCUACAUUCUAAAGCUAUGUUUUUCCAUCUGUGUUAAGGGAAGCCACAUUUGGUAGUCAUAUCCUCUCCUCUCUGUGAGGGUUAUAAUUCUUUGAUUAGUUUUUUCUUUUAUUUUUAUUUUUUAAUUUUUUAAUUUUUUAACUGAAGAAGGGCUCUGUGUAGCAUUAGAGUUGUUGACUGGAGUACCAUUUUGAAAAAGGUUCCCUAACACAUGUAAAUUAUAUUGGUUGACAGAA